AUGGAGAUCGCUUGGAUGAAAAAGGCUGCGAUAUGGGCAUUCGCCGGACUGGGCCUCUCUCUGGCCGUCAUCUCCUGCUGCCAGAUGGCCGACAACUAUUUCGUUCUUACCCACCCCGACGCUUGCAUCGCUUCAUCCAACGGAACUCACUGCGCGGCAGAAUUCCGCGUAGCGCGGCGAUCCCUAGGCGUCGUGCCGCAGACGCCUGAGCAAGUCACCUCAGCCAUGAUCGCAGCGGUGAAAGCGCAAGUCGCGGCGCUGAUCGAGGCAGCCGAUGAGAUUAAGACCAACAACGUGCGGGAAGACCAUUUUACAAAUGUGAUGGCGAGGACUUGCGCGCGCCAAGCCACCAUCGCGCUGCGCUACCUGGGGCAGGCGGGAGAUGCGGUGGAGGCGGGCACGAAUCAGCUCGACGUGCCGUACUGGCUGGCUGCCGCCGAUACGCAGAUCGACAACUGCGUCGAUGGCUUCCAGACUUUCUCGCCCGCCGCGCAAGGCUUCCCCGCUUACGUACAUCUCGAGUAUACGGCGAAGAAAGCGGGAAGCACUCUUGACGCUCUCUUAUCCAUCACCAACGCCGCCGCAAAAGCCGCCGCAUCCGCCGCUACCAGCGUCGCGUCAACGGAGGAGGAUGUGGCGCCCGUGCGCGGACGCCGCAUGGCCGUCCGAUCCAGCAGCUCGGGGAACGGCGCGAUGGAUUGGCUUGAGGCGGGCUUGUUCGUCGCCUUCGGGAUCAAGUUCGUCAACACGGCAGGCCCCGAGAAUCACCAAGCAGUUGCGUUUCGCGCCACCGGCGACCAAACAGCUCUUUUCAACUGCGCGUUCGACGGAUCGCAAGAUACAUUGUAUGUGGACGCGGGCCGCCAAUACUACAAAAACUGCUACAUUGGCGGCUCGCAGGACUUCAUUUUCGGCGACGCGGCCGUGGUUAUCGAUGCGCCCAAGAUUCAGCUUCACCCAAGCCCCUCUUUCGGGACCCUAACUGCGUCGGGACGGGCCAAGGACACCCCGACGGGGAUCGUGAUUCGCGACGCUGUUGUCUCGGCGGAUCGCGGCACGAAGAAGGUGUAUCUGGGCCGUCCGUGGAAGAAAUGCGCCUUCACGGUUUUCAUCAACACCUUUCUCCCCGCGGUGAUCGAGAGGGACGGGUGGCUGUCGUGGAACGAGGGCAGCUGCAUGUUUCUGGCGGAGGCGGGCAGCAAGGGGCCGGGCGCCGCGGCUUCCCGCGCGGACUGGGUGGACCCUGGGAUCAUCACGAGCGUACGACGCCAACACCUUCACGCAAGUCAACUCCUGGCUCCGCCUGUCGCGCUAGGGCUUCAGUAG
Closterium sp. NIES-65 is the source of this 1326-nucleotide messenger RNA. NCBI's taxonomy places the organism in Eukaryota, Viridiplantae, Streptophyta, Zygnematophyceae, Desmidiales, Closteriaceae. The record is from the annotation of a GenBank genome assembly.